CCUCAGUCCUCACAGGUCUCGGGGACAUGGGGAUUGUGGUGGAUAUGGCAGCCUCUCUAUGUUGGAUGUUGGUGGUGUUUGCCGGCGUGGUCAGAUGCUCACCAGAACAGUGGAAUCUCCGCCGAUCACAGAGCGAGGGUUUGUGUGCUCAGCUCAUUCAACCCUCCGGCUACCCUUGCUCCGAACACACCGUUCAAACUAAGGAUGGCUACGUCUUAGCUCUUCAACGUGUUUCUGCUCAAGCAGGCGGAGAUAUUAAAGUCAAUCGCGGCCCUCCAAUUCUCCUUCAACAUGGCCUCUUUCUGGGUGGAGAUAUAUGGUUUGCGAAUUCAAUUCAACAGUCCUUAGGCUUCAUACUAGCUGACCAUGGUUUCGAUGUAUGGGUUGGAAAUGUGCGAGGUACUCAUUGGAGUCGUGGACAUGUUUCCUUUUCUGAGAAGGAUAAGGAAUUCUGGGAUUGGAGUUGGCAGGAACUGGCUCUGUAUGACCUUGUAGAAAUGAUUACCUAUGUGUACUCAAUAACAAACUCCAAAAUUUUCUACGUGGGGCAUUCCCAGGGAACCAUCAUGGCUUUAGCUGCUUUCACUCAGCCAGAUAUAGUGGAGAUGGUUGAAGCUGCAGCCUUACUUUGUCCUAUAUCUUAUUUGGGUCAUAUCAGUGCUCAAUUUGUACUUAGUAUGGUUAGCAUGCAUCUUGAUCAGAUGCUUCUGGCUAUGGGCAUCCAUCAGCUUAAUUUUAGAAGUGACAUGGGUGUUCAGUUAAUGGAUUCGUUUUGUGAUGGUCGUAUUGACUGUGGCAAUUUGCUCUCUUCUAUCACAGGGAAGAAUUGUUGCUUCAACGAGUCACGUGUGGACUUCUAUCUUGAAUAUGAACCUCAUCCAUCGUCAUCAAAGAACUUGAAUCAUCUUUUUCAGAUGAUACGUAAAGGCACUUUUGCCAAAUAUGACUAUGGUUGGAGGGAAAACCUGAAGCAAUAUGGCUAUCUGCAACCCCCAGCCUUCGACCUUGGACGCAUACCGAAGUCAUUGCCCUUAUGGAUGGGGUAUGGGGGAAAUGAUGCCUUAGCAGACGUGAUGGAUGUAGAACACACUCUCAAAGAACUACAAUCGAAGCCGGAAUUGCUUUAUCUUGAUAACUAUGGUCAUAUUGACUUUAUAUUGAGUGUAACUGCAAGAGAAGAUGUGUACAACAAUAUGAUUGCGUUCUUUAGGUCGUAUGGAAAGUCUAGUAGUUCUUGAAUGACUUGCUUACUGGAAUCUGUUGAUUAAAU
Messenger RNA from Telopea speciosissima, 1270 nucleotides. RefSeq names its product triacylglycerol lipase 1. The transcript has 9 exons. The record is from RefSeq and is a predicted model, not a curated record. Gene Ontology annotation, biological process: lipid metabolic process. The coding region runs from base 27 to 1238 and encodes 403 amino acids. NCBI's taxonomy places the organism in Eukaryota, Viridiplantae, Streptophyta, Magnoliopsida, Proteales, Proteaceae. Gene Ontology annotation, molecular function: hydrolase activity, acting on ester bonds.